Molecule: messenger RNA, 3612 nt
Organism: Cordyceps fumosorosea ARSEF 2679
Lineage: Eukaryota; Fungi; Ascomycota; Sordariomycetes; Hypocreales; Cordycipitaceae
Product: DEAD-like helicase
Exons: 1
Coding region: 1-3612 (1203 amino acids)
Biological process (GO): maturation of SSU-rRNA from tricistronic rRNA transcript (SSU-rRNA, 5.8S rRNA, LSU-rRNA)
Cellular component (GO): nucleolus; intracellular anatomical structure
Molecular function (GO): RNA binding; ATP hydrolysis activity; ATP binding
Source: RefSeq, a predicted model, not a curated record
AUGGCAAAAUUCAUUCCUAGACAGCGCAAGCACAAGGUGCUUGCUCGCGAGCGAGCCAAGGAAAAUGGCCGCCACGACGCCGCGGACACCAAUCAGGAAAUCCUCGACUCGGCCGACAAGCAGGAAUGGGCAGACAAGCGCGCACGCAUGAAGGAGGAGCUGAAGCAAGAGGCGGGAAAGAUGAACUCGAAGAAGGCGAAGCGUCUCGAAAAAUACAUUGACACCAAGCUGCGCAAGGACGAGAACCGAGAGUUGUUGGCCAAGCUGGCUUCGAAAAAGGUCGACACGAGUUUAUUCGCGAGUAGCAAAUCUCUGGGUCAGGGUCGCGAGACCAAGAAACAGAGCCUGGCGAGAGCGCUGAGAGAAUCCAGGGCCGGAAUUGAGGAUGGCGCAGAGCUCUUAGAGGAGAGACCCGAGGCGGCCAGCGACGACAGCGACGUGGACGACGAAGAACUCCCGAGCCACAAGCUCGCUGCCCGGGUAAAGUCUGCACCCAUUGCAGUACCGCAGCCUGAAAGCAAGGCUACAGAACCUAUAUCCGAUACCACACAAAAACCAGUCGUGCUAGGCUCUGGCUUGAAACGGCCUCUCGACGUCGACGAUGAUGGAAGACCGGUGAUCCAAAAGCGACAAAAACGAGGCGGUGUCAAAUCAAAAAUCACGGUUCCUGUCCAGCUCACAAAUCCAGAGAGCGAAAGUGGGAGCGACGGUGAUGAAGACGAGUGGGGUGGCUUCAGUGACGACAACGAGGAGUUGCUAGACGACGAUGAAGAUGAAGAAGCUGAAGAUGAUGAAGACUCGGCCUCAGACGAUGAGAGCGAAGACGAUGACGACGACGACGACGACGACAACGACGAUGAGGAUGAAGAAGCAGCUGAACAACGAUCGCAACGAUCUUCCAUAUUCAAAGCGUGGGCAACGCAACAACGCAAUGAAGCGCUUGGCUUCAAGCCGAAUGAGCCAACAACAAGCAACAUGGUCAUUCCAAAACCCGAAAAUUUCGUCCCUCGUGCGCCGGAGCAAGACCCGCUGCCUAUGGAACUACAACCGACCGCGAAUACCGACAGAAAAGCAUUCAGCGUGACCGUAACGAGGACACCGGAAAUCCAGGAAGCUCGCCUGAAACUCCCUGUGGUCUCUGAAGAGCAGAAACUCAUGGAAGCCAUCCAUAACAACAACAUUGUCGUCAUUUGCGGCGCUACAGGUUCCGGCAAGACGACACAAGUACCCCAGUUUCUGUACGAAGCCGGCUAUGGAGCUGCGGAUUCAAAAACACCGGGCAUGGUUGGUGUUACGCAGCCUCGCCGAGUCGCCGCCGUCAGUAUGUCACGGCGUGUAGCUGAGGAGCUGGGCGAUCACUCCUCAAGAGUCGCCUACCAGAUUCGAUUUGAGGGAAGUGUCGACGACAAGACUGCAGUUAAGUUCAUGACAGAUGGUAUUUUACUGCGCGAAAUUGCCCAAGACAUUACUCUCAAGAAAUACUCGGCCAUCAUCAUUGAUGAGGCGCACGAAAGGAGUGUCAACACAGAUAUCCUGAUCGGUAUGCUGAGCAGGGUCAUUAAGCUUCGUGCCGAGCUAGCAGAGGAAGACAAGAAGCUCAAGCCACUGAAGCUCGUCAUCAUGUCCGCUACUCUUAGAAUUGAGGAUCUCACAAUGAACCCAAACCUAUUUCCUACGCCUCCCCCGGUUCUUGAGGUGGAGGGUAGACAGCAUCCCGUCACCAUGCACUUCGCUCGCAAAACACACCACGACUAUGUUGAGGAAGCGUUCCGCAAGAUCAGCCGUGGGCAUAGAAAACUCCCACCCGGUGGAUUCCUGGUGUUCCUCACUGGCCGCAACGAAAUUCUACAACUUAGCAAGCGCUUAAAAACGGCGUUUGGCGGGCUGAAGUCUGCCGAAGGCCCCAAAGUACGGAUAUCAGCCUCUGAAGCACCACUGGAAGUGGAGGACCUCGAACUUGGUGAUGUGGAUGAUAAUGCGCAUGAUGAUUUGGAUGAGAUAAUGUCGGAUGGCGAGGAAGAGGGGGAAAAUGAAUUCGAGGUCGAGGAAGAGCAAGAAGCCGCCCCCUUGAAAGUACAGAUUUUGCCUCUCUACUCGUUGCUCCCUACACGAGAGCAGAUGCGCGUGUUCGAACCCGCACCUGAGGGUACGAGACAAAUUAUCCUGGCCACCAACGUCGCCGAAACGUCGCUGACCAUCCCGGGAACUCGAUUCGUGUUCGACUGUGGCCGAGUCAAGGACCGAAACUACGACCGUCAGAGUGGCGUGCAAAGCUACGACAUUGGCUGGAUUAGCAAAGCCAGCGCGAACCAGCGCGCGGGUCGUGCAGGUCGUACAGGCCCCGGUCACUGCUACAGGCUGUAUUCGUCUGCCGUGUUUGAGCGCGACUUCCAGGAGUUUGCAGAUCCUGAGCUCCUGCGCAUGCCGAUUGAGGGCGUCGUUCUGCAGCUCAAGUCCAUGAAUCUGCAGAACGUCGUCAACUUUCCGUUCCCUACACCGCCAGAGCGGCACAGCCUGGCUACAGCAGAGAAGCUGCUGGAAUACCUCUCAGCCAUCUCGACCAGCGGUCAGAUUACACAAAUCGGCCAGACCAUGUCCAUGUUUCCCCUGUCCCCCCGCUUCGCGAGAAUUCUACUCGUCGGCCACCUGCACGACUGCCUGCCGUAUACCAUUGCUCUGGUAGCCGGCCUGUCUGCCGCCGAAGUCUUCCUACCCGAGGCGCAGGCGGUGCCCGCCUUGGCAGCCCAGGAGGACGGGGCAAUCCGCACCAACGCCGACAUCGUGGCCGAGACACGACAAGUCAAUGCGCGACGCGCGUUCAACCAGGUGCAUCACAACUUUUGCUACCUCGACGACAAGUCCGACGCCAUCAAGCUGCUGCAGGUCGUGGGUGAAUUCGCGCACGAGCCGACGGAGGCGUGGUGCGAGAGCCACUUUGUGCGCUUCAAGGUGCUCAAGGAAAUCCAGCAGCUUCGCAAGCAGAUCACGGAUCUCCUGCGCACAAAUAUCCCAUCGUUUGCCAGCCUCCAGUACAAAGAGAAGCUGGACCCGCCGUCUGCGAAGCAGGUCGCCGCGCUGAAGCAGAUGGCCACCGCCGGCUUCAUCGACCAGGUGGCGAUCCGGGCGGACAAGGCGCCCGUGCCCCCUGAGCACCACCGCAAGCCGAAGCGGGCCAUCGACGUGCCGUACGUGCCCCUCAUUCCCCUCCGCGCCGGCGGCAACGAGGACGGCGGCCUCGUGUACAUCCACCCGACCUCGCCGAUGGCGCACCUCAGCAUCCAGGAGUGCCCCGAGUACAUCGUGUACUCGUACCUGCAGCGGGCGACCCCGACGGGCGACGGGUCCAAGACGCCCAAGACGCGGAUGCACGCGCUCACCGACGUCUCGGGCGGGCAGCUGGCCGGGCUGGCGAGGGGCACGUCGCUGCUGACGUACGGCAAGCCGAUCAAGGAGACGCGGGCGCCGUCGGCGGGCGUGGACGGCGGCGCGACGCGCGAGUGCUGGGUGAACCCGUACCUAAGGGCCGAGAACACGGGCGGGCAGGGCUGGCAGCUGCCGGCCAAGAAGGUGAAGCAGAGAAAGGUUGCCGGCCGGGGAUGGGUGGUGGAAUGA